Leptosia nina is the source of this 1233-nucleotide messenger RNA. Lineage: Eukaryota; Metazoa; Arthropoda; Insecta; Lepidoptera; Pieridae. The record is from the annotation of a GenBank genome assembly.
AUGAGAAAGAGCUUCUGGGAUUAUUUCUAUGAACUGAAGCAGAAAUGCCCCUACGAUUGUGUGGGUAUAUAUUUGGGGCUGCAGCCAGGGCUCGUGGUGCAGUCUCCCGAUUUAGCCAGGAAAGUUAUUGUGGACUCGGAUUGUUUUCCGGAUAGAUUUACCUAUUCUGGGUCAAAUGGCGAUCCUAUUGGUUCGUUAAACCUAUUCGCUAGUAAGGGAAAGUUACGAAAAUAUCUUCAGCAAGUCUAUUCUCCGAUAUUCACAACAGUUCGUCUAAAGAAAUUAACGCAAUUGAUGACCGUCAACGGUAAAGACCUUACAGAUAAAAUUCAGAGAGAUUUCGUCGACAAUAAGAAGAGGGUGAAUUUGAAGGAACUAAUGGCAAUGUACGUCUCUGACACAUUAGCCUUUAGCGUGUUUGGUAUAAAACUAAGCGUGUUAAAAGGCGAAGACUCACCACUUUGGCACAUCACAAAACAUAUAACGAAAUGCGACUUUUCGCGCGGAUUUGAAAUAAUUGUCAAUUUUCUUCAUCCCGAGUCUUGCAAAACUUUUGCGGUGAGUUCAAAGAAUGCUCAGAUAACUUUAAAAUUGAAAGAUAAUAUGAGUGAAAACCUAAUGCUUGCUCAAACUGGUACCUUUAUAAUGGCAUCCGCAGAAACUAGUUCAGUUGCACUCACCUAUUGCCUCUUCGAGUUGGCUUAUCACCAAGAGGAGCAGGAAAUACUGUAUAAUGAGAUCGAGGAAGCUCUGAGAAAAUCAGGAAAAGAUAUUUUGGAAUACAACGAUUUCCUGGAAUUAAAAUACCUCACUGCUGUUAUUAAUGAAACAUUACGCAAGUCUGUUCCUCUGCAACAUUUGGACAGAGUACCAGUUAGAGACUACCAACUGACAGAUAACAUAACGAUAGAAAAGGGGAUUCCAGUCUUGAUCAACGUGUUAGCUCUGCACCACGAUGAAAGAUACUUUCCGGAGCCCAACGAGUGGCGUCCAGAGAGAUUUUUGACCUCGUCCGAAUAUGACAACUUGCAUUACUCCUUUAUACCGUUUGGGGAAGGACACCGGGCUUGUAUAGGUAAACGCUACGGAAUGUUACAGCUGAAGAUUGCCUUAAGUCAAAUAGUUCACAAGUUUAAAAUUGAACCUGUCAUGCCAUACAAACUGAAAAGUGAUCCAUACAGUAUCGUUCUAGCUCCGAUAGAUGGAGCUAGUGUAAAGUUUGUUCCUCGAUAG